Messenger RNA from Ustilago hordei, 783 nucleotides. RefSeq lists its product as uncharacterized. The transcript is spliced from 3 exons. Gene Ontology annotation, molecular function: acetate transmembrane transporter activity. Gene Ontology annotation, cellular component: plasma membrane. The record is from RefSeq and is a predicted model, not a curated record. NCBI's taxonomy places the organism in Eukaryota, Fungi, Basidiomycota, Ustilaginomycetes, Ustilaginales, Ustilaginaceae. Bases 1 to 783 code for a protein of 260 amino acids.
AUGUCGAUCAACAACUACAAGCACCCAAACCUCAAGCAGCAGUGGGGUCUCGUCGAGGACCCUAACGGCAGCGACCAUGUUGUCACUUCAAAGGGUCACCGAUUGACACGAACAUUGACAGCUGGUGGACACGAGGUGGACUCGUCGCAGCCUGGUUUCCCUAUCUACCACCGAAGGAUCGCAAACCCGUUCCCAUUGGUUUGCAUCGCUACUGGCGCCUCGCUGCUGAUGCUUGGCUUCGUUCUGAUUCGACACCGCGGUAUCACCAACCCUGCUAUCUACAUGGCCAUCGCUCUCCCGCUCGGAAUGAUCGGCAACUUUGCCGCGUGCAUGUUUUCUUACGCUGAGGGCUCUACCUACCUUGCCACCAUCUCUGGUACUCUUGCUGGAUUGAUCGGUGGUACUGGCUUGCUCUUCCUUCCCUGGACCGGUAUUCAGUCAACCUACGUUCUCGGUGGAGCCAACCAAGCAGCAGGUGUAGCCGAGUUCUACAAAGCCUCUGCCAUGGUUUUCUUCAUCUCGCUCAUCCCUAUCUUCUUGAUCUUCCUCGCUUCCUUCCGUACCUCAGGCCCUGUCGCUGGUGCAGCACUCCUCAUCGUUGUCGCACUUGGCUGUCUCGGUGGAGCUUACAUCAAGGGAGUGGAGGACUUGGUGAUUGCAAAGGCGUCCGGUGCAUUGUUCAUCGUGGUGGGCGUGUCGCUGUUCUAUGCCGCUACUUCGGUGAUGUUGGCCGAGGAAGGAUGGAAGCUCUUGCCCGUUUUCCCUCUGCCCAGGCUCGAGUAA